Messenger RNA from Chlorocebus sabaeus (green monkey), 5552 nucleotides. The record is from RefSeq and is a predicted model, not a curated record. Lineage: Eukaryota; Metazoa; Chordata; Mammalia; Primates; Cercopithecidae.
GCAGUAUGGAUUACACUGAAAACCUGUCAACAACCUAGAUGCCCAGUAGAAGGGAAACAACCAAUAAAAGUCUGUGUCUCGUUGACGCGCUGGCAGGAAACAUAGAGCAGGCAGGGAAAGGAAAGGGACUCGAGGAACGCGCUGUACCAACAGGAGGCAGCACCCCUUUGCCCGAGAGGCGCAACCACAGAAACCUAAGGCUACCUGGGCUGGAGCGGGGUGAGGCCGCGGAGAACGCACCCCUCUAGGCAGCUGCCGAGACGGAGGCUGGCGUUUCGACCACUGCCCGACAAUGUGCUUACUCAGCUCCACCCACACUGGCCUGGACCCAGUCUCUAACGGCUAAAAAUAUUGCCCGAAGGCUCCCGAGCAGACUCAGAUCGCGCUAAGUAGGGCACAACGCAGAGGCGACAGAGCUCCUCUGCCCCAGGGCCCGCGGAGCAGACUCCGGAGCGCCGUCCCGCCCACGCUCUGCUCGGCAGUUAGCGUCCUCCCUCCUCCUGAGCAGGUGUAUGUGGAGGCCAGUAUGAAGCUGAAAAAGCAGGUGACAGUGUGUGGGGCUGCUAUCUUCUGUGUGGCAGUCUUCUCGCUCUACCUUAUGCUGGACCGAGUGCAGCAUGAUCCCACUCGACACCAGAAUGGUGGGAACUUCCCCCGGAGCCAAAUUUCUGUGCUGCAGAACCGCAUUGAGCAGCUGGAGCAGCUUUUGGAGGAGAACCAUGAGAUUAUCAGCCAUAUCAAGGACUCCGUGCUGGAGCUGACAGCCAAUGCAGAGGGCCCGCCCGCCAUGCUGCCCUACUACACGGUCAAUGGCUCCUGGGUGGUGCCACCAGAGCCCCGGCCCAGCUUCUUCUCCAUCUCCCCCCAGGACUGCCAGUUUGCUUUGGGGGGCCGGGGCCAGAAGCCAGAGCUGCAGAUGCUCACUGUGUCGGAGGAGUUGCCGUUUGACAAUGUGGAUGGUGGCGUGUGGAGGCAAGGUUUCGACAUCUCCUAUGACCCGCACGACUGGGAUGCUGAAGACCUGCAGGUGUUUGUGGUGCCCCACUCUCACAAUGACCCAGGCUGGAUCAAGACCUUUGACAAGUACUACACAGAGCAGACCCAACACAUCCUCAAUAGCAUGGUGUCUAAGCUGCAGGAGGACCCCCGGCGGCGCUUCCUCUGGGCAGAGGUCUCCUUCUUCGCCAAGUGGUGGGACAACAUCAAUGCCCAAAAGAGAGCGGCAGUCCGAAGGCUGGUGGGAAACGGGCAGCUGGAGAUUGCGACAGGAGGCUGGGUGAUGCCGGAUGAGGCCAACUCCCACUACUUUGCAUUGAUUGACCAGCUCAUUGAAGGACACCAGUGGCUGGAGAGAAAUCUUGGUGCAACCCCCCGCUCUGGCUGGGCAGUGGACCCCUUUGGAUACAGCUCCACCAUGCCUUACCUGCUGCGCCGUGCCAACCUCACCAGCAUGCUGAUUCAGAGAGUGCACUAUGCCAUCAAGAAGCACUUUGCUGCCACCCACAGCCUAGAGUUCAUGUGGAGGCAGACAUGGGACUCGGACUCCAGCACAGACAUCUUCUGUCACAUGAUGCCCUUCUACAGCUAUGACGUCCCCCAUACCUGUGGCCCGGAUCCCAAGAUCUGCUGCCAAUUUGAUUUCAAACGCCUGCCUGGUGGGCGCAUCAACUGCCCUUGGAAGGUGCCACCCCGGGCCAUUACAGAGGCCAAUGUGGCAGAGAGGGCAGCCCUGCUCCUGGACCAAUACCGGAAGAAGUCCCGGCUGUUCCGAAGCAACGUCCUCCUCGUGCCUCUUGGAGAUGACUUCCGAUAUGACAAGCCCCAGGAGUGGGAUGCCCAGUUCUUGAACUACCAGCGGCUCUUUGACUUCUUCAACAGCAGGCCUAACCUCCAUGUACAGGCCCAGUUUGGCACUCUUUCUGACUAUUUUGAUGCCCUGUACAAGAGGACAGGGGUGGAGCCAGGGGCCCGGCCUCCAGGGUUUCCUGUGCUGAGCGGGGAUUUCUUCUCCUAUGCGGACCGGGAGGAUCAUUACUGGACAGGCUAUUACACUUCCCGGCCCUUCUACAAGAGCUUAGACCGAGUCCUGGAAGCCCACCUGCGGGGGGCAGAGGUUCUGUAUAGCCUGGCUGCAGCUCACGCCCGCCACUCUGGCCUGGCUGGCCGGUACCCGCUGUCUGACUUCACCCUCCUGACGGAAGCUCGGCGCACAUUGGGGCUCUUCCAGCAUCACGACGCCAUCACUGGCACCGCCAAGGAGGCCGUGGUGGUGGACUAUGGGGUCAGGCUUCUGCGCUCCCUUGUCAACCUGAAGCAGGUCAUCAUUCAUGCAGCUCACUAUCUGGUGCUGGGGGACAAGGAGACCUACCACUUUGACCCUGAGGCGCCCUUCCUCCAAGUGGAUGACACUCGCUUAAGUCACGACGCCCUGCCAGAGCGCACGGUGAUCCAGCUGGAUUCCUCGCCCAGGUUUGUGGUGCUAUUCAACCCGCUGGAACAGGAGCGGUUCAGCAUGGUAUCCCUGCUGGUCAACUCGCCCCGUGUGCGCGUCCUUUCGGAGGAGGGUCAGCCCCUGGCCGUGCAGAUCAGCGCACACUGGAGCUCUGCCACCGAGGUGGUCCCUGAUGUCUACCAGGUGUCUGUGCCUGUCCGCCUGCCAGCCCUGGGCCUGGGCGUGCUGCAGCUACAGCUGGGCCUGGAUGGGCACCGCACGCUGCCCUCCUCUGUGCGUGUCUACCUGCACGGCCGGCAGCUGUCUGUCAGCAGGCACGAAGCGUUCCCUCUCCGCGUCAUUGACUCUGGCAGCAGUGACUUCGCCCUCAGCAACCGCUACAUGCAGGUCUGGUUCUCAGGCCUUACUGGGCUCCUCAAGAGCAUCCGAAGGGUGGAUGAGGAGCAGGAGCAGCAGGUGGACAUGGAAUUCCUAGUCUAUGGCACCCGUACGUCCAAAGACAAGAGUGGAGCCUACCUCUUCCUGCCCGAUGGCGAGGCCAAGCCCUAUGUCCCCAAGGAGCCCCCUGUGCUGCAUGUCACUGAAGGCCCUUUCUUCUCAGAGGUGGUUGCAUACUACGAGCAUGUUCACCAGGUGGUCCGGCUUUACAAUCUGCCAGGGGUGGAGGGGCUGUCUCUGGACAUAUCAUCCCUGGUGGACAUCCGGGACUACGUCAACAAGGAGCUGGCCCUGCGCAUCCAUACAGACAUCGACAGCCAGGGUAUCUUCUUCACAGACCUCAAUGGCUUUCAGGUGCAGCCCCGACGGUAUCUGAAGAAGCUCCCCCUCCAGGCCAACUUCUAUCCCAUGCCAGUCAUGGCCUAUAUCCAGGACGCACAUAAGCGCCUCACACUGCACACUGCCCAGGCCCUGGGUGUCUCUAGCCUCAAAGAUGGCCAGCUGGAGGUGAUCUUGGACCGGCGGCUAAUGCAGGAUGACAACAGGGGCCUAGGCCAAGGGCUCAAGGACAACAAGAGAACCUGCAACCGUUUCCGCCUCCUGCUAGAGCGGCGAACCGUGGGCAGCGAGCCUGACUUUUUCUCCAAACUGGCAGCCAUGUUUAGGGGCUUGAUCUUUCACAGCAGCAGGAGCGGUAACCGAGAGGUCCAAGAUAGCCACUCUACCAGCUACCCAUCCCUCCUCAGCCACCUGACCUCCAUGUACCUGAACACCCCGGCGCUCGCUCUGCCUGUAGCCAGGACGCAGCUCCCAGGCCCUGGUCUGCGCUCAUUUCAUCCUCUGGCUUCCUCACUGCCUUGUGACUUCCACCUGCUCAACCUACGUACGCUGCAGGCUGAGCACUGCCUUUGGGCAGAGGUGCUGCUGUAUCUCCAAUCUCUGAAAGCCCUGCACCCACUUCCUUGGGCACUAUCUGUCAUCCAGGAGGACACCCUGCCCUCAGCGGAGAUGGCACUCAUCUUACACCGCAAGGGUUUUGACUGCGGCCUGGAGGCCAAGAACUUGGGCUUCAAUUGCACCACAAGCCAAGGCAAGGUAGCCCUGGGGAGCCUUUUCCAUGGCCUGGACGUGGUAUUCCUUCAGCCAACCUCCUUGACAUUGCUGUACCCUCUGGCCUCCCCAUCCAACAGCACUGACGUCUAUUUGGAGCCCAUGGAGAUUGCUACCUUUCGCCUCCGCUUGGGUUAGGGCUUCUUGUGGCCUGAAGAGAAAGUUCAUUUACAGAGAUGGCCUCUUAACAUGAAGAUCGUUGGACAGGCCACAUGGGUAUCCCAUCCCGAUCUGCCUCCCAGAACUGUGACACACUGGGCUCUGCCCUCAUUUUCUGUUUAUUGCUGCUGCUGUGUUUUGGGGGCAACCCACAAACCCAGUGAUGGGUAAAUAGGGCAGAUGUCAGUGAGAUCAGGGAGAGAAGGCCCUUGGUCAGAGUGGGCAGUGCCAGGCUCUGCUUCAGGUUGUGCGUGGACACCCAACUGGGCACAGGGUCAGGCACCCAUCCUUUUUCCAAAAGGGGAUAUAGGAGAAGUGGAAGCAGAAGACAUAAGGGAGGCUAAGUGGGUAACAGCCUGGCAUCAGGGUCACUGUGGGCAACAGCCAGCUCUAAGGGAAUCCUGUGGUUACGUAGAGACUCCAUGUCCUGGUGUGAUGAGCAGGAUCAGAGUGACUCUGGGAGGACAGGGAUGGGGACCCAGAGUUAGCAAUGGGGGUGGAGCAGUAGAAGGAAUCACUGUUCUCCUAGGAGUCUGAAGGCCUCGCUGCUUUCUGUGAUGGCUUUGCUGUAAGUGCUGCCUGGCCUGCAUGCAUUGGCUAAGAGGCUGCAGAGUGGCAGGAAGGACUCGCUAGAGAUUGUCAUGGCCAGAGGUCAUAGGUCACUUCGGGUAGCAAGACCCCUGGCAAACUAGGCACUUGGCCUAUGUACUGAUUUGUGGGGUGGUGGCAGGGGCAUGGGAUCCUCCACCCUGCCUGAAUCCUCUUUGGCUUCUAUGCUCUGUACACUGCUGUCCCCAAGAGCUCGCUCUUAUUAUGGCAGGCGGUGGGGAUUGGUCCUGCUUUCUUUCUCUGGAAAGGAAAGCCUCCAAGACCCUAUGUGCUUGGGCAGCUUGAGAAGGCGUUCAGCAUCACGCCUAGCAGGCAGGCCUUAAAGCUUCACCUUUGGUCUAUCCUGCAGAGGUGUUCAGUUACUGGCACAGGGGACUAGGGGUAUGUAGAGUAUAUGAGGAGGCAGUAUGGCUGUGCAGGAGCCUUCAUUUCAGCUUCAAUUAAUAAAGAAAAUUUUAUGAUAGCUCUAUAGAUGCUGAAAAGAUAUUUGGUAAGAUUUAAAAUCCAUCCCUUAUUAAAACUCUUAGUAAAUUAAGUCUGGAAAGAAACACCCUAAUCUAGAUAAAGGUCUGUUUCAGAAACCAACAGUUACUGGCAUUCUGAAGAGUCAAACGCCACAGGCAUUCCCAUUAAAGUCAGAAACUAGCCAAGGGCAUGCUAUUAUUCAGCAGUGUCCCGGCCCUACUAACCCCUGCAACAAGCCAAAUGAGGAAAAUAAGGAAGAAUUAUAAUUGUCAUUAUUUGUAGACAAUAAAACUGCCUACCUGUAAAACCUAAGAAUCAA